CCUAAUACAGAUUUCGUCCGUAUCGUGAGAGAGGUGUUUUUGAGAGAUCGAAAUAAUACCGAAAAUGAGGCUGACACGUGUCACACGGACGGUUAUCAACUUCUGUGUUUCCCCAAACCCUCAAAACAAACGUAAACGUCUCUUCUAUUACUCCUAAACGGUUCCAGAUCUUACUCCACUCCACAGCCACACUCCUUGUCACACAAACCCUUCUUUUUCCCAUUUUCGAUUCUCUCCGUUUCUUGCUCGUGUGCAGCUUCAAAUGGCUGAUUGGGGUCCGGUGGUGAUUGCGGUGGUGCUGUUUGUGAUUCUCUGUCCAGGUCUGCUGUUUCAAAUUCCGGGAAGAGGAAGAAUAAUAGAGUUCGGGAACAUGCAAACAAGCGGUGCUUCCAUUCUUGUUCACGCCAUCAUUUACUUUGGACUCAUCACUAUCUUACUCGUUGCCAUUGGGGUUCAUAUCGUCACUGGGUAAAGGGGAUCUCGAUGCAUUUUUUAUCAUUAUCUUUAUCUGUUUUUUAUAGGUUUUAAGGCUUUAGAAGAUGGAUCUGAUCUACUGAUAUGUGAUAUUCUUAUUUUGUGCACCGGAUAGUUGUUGAUACUUUUUGUUACUUUACUUCCCCUCCUUACCCGAAACAAAGGGAUAAAGAUGAUUUUGUUUUGUGCUGUGAA
Lathyrus oleraceus (garden pea) is the source of this 669-nucleotide messenger RNA. RefSeq lists its product as uncharacterized. Lineage: Eukaryota; Viridiplantae; Streptophyta; Magnoliopsida; Fabales; Fabaceae. The record is from RefSeq and is a predicted model, not a curated record. The transcript has a single exon. Bases 263 to 472 code for a protein of 69 amino acids.